AAAAUGAAAUUGAAAAUGAUACAGAAAGUGAUAAUUCAAAUUCUAUUAAGUCUAAAGAUGAGAAAAGCAAUUCAGAAUCAGAAUCUGAAAAUGAUAGUAAUAAUGAUAAGGAUGUUUUGGAUGAAAUCCUUGUAAUGAUGAGAGACUCAUUAGUUAAAACUAAAUUGAAU
Molecule: messenger RNA, 170 nt
Organism: Diversispora eburnea
Lineage: Eukaryota; Fungi; Glomeromycota; Glomeromycetes; Diversisporales; Diversisporaceae
Source: the annotation of a GenBank genome assembly